AUAGCUUGCCAAGUGCUUUUGGUUUGACAUGCUGAGUAUGUGACAAAAGGCGAGCAAAAGUUUAGAGUAGAAGCUGGAGGUAUGUCACAAGUUGAGCACGCAGAAGCAUAUGAUAAAAGCGACAUUAAAGCUAUUAACAUCCGCAAGAGAUGCCCAAUAAUUCGGCCCAUUUGCGGCAGUAGGGAGUGGGGAAAUGACUUUGUUCGCUUAGCAGCGAUGCAGCCAAAAUUGGGGCUGGAAACGGCGGCGUCCAUUUCGGAUCAUGACCGAUUAGGGCUAAGAAAUAUUUUAUUUAGGGAUGUUUUUUUAUAAAUUUCUAUAACUACUAAAUUUCAACUUAGUAAUCAGGAGGCGUAGGUGUUCCGUGUUAGAUGAUGGCUACGUUGGUCGUUGUCACUUACCUUCACGUCUUGAAUUAAUGAUUUUAUCAAAUAAAGUAUGCUCAUAUUAAGAAUCCGGUGGCGAAAUCAUCUGCAGCCUCACUAUAUUAAAAGUUCUUGCUUGGCUAUCACACAGCCAGCCGGCCACUACGAAUAUAUUCAUCGAUCCAGG
Messenger RNA from Plasmopara halstedii, 552 nucleotides. RefSeq lists its product as uncharacterized. Lineage: Eukaryota; Oomycota; Peronosporomycetes; Peronosporales; Peronosporaceae. The record is from RefSeq and is a predicted model, not a curated record. The transcript has a single exon. The coding region runs from base 82 to 312 and encodes 76 amino acids.